AUGAGUGCUCUGGUGACUGACAAAACGACGCGGAACCUUCUGCUUUUCUUGGCUCUGAACUUGUCCUUCGCCUUUGUGGAGCUUUCUUAUGGCGUCUGGACCGACAGCCUUGGACUCAUAUCGGACGCAUUCCACAUGUUUUUCGACUGCACGGCACUCUUGGGAGGUCUGGUCGCUGCGGUGAUCACCAAGUGGGAUGCCAAUGCGCAAUUCUCUUAUGGGUACGUCCGCGCAGAAGUUCUAGCGGGAUUCGUCAAUGGCCUCUUUCUUCUAUUCAUCGCUUUCUUCAUUUUGUCCGAAUCAAUUGAGAGAGUCGUCGACCCACCGGAAGUAAAGCACGAACGACUACUCCUGAUCUCAGCCUUGGGCCUGCUCGUCAAUAUAGUUGGCCUCGUCUGCUUCCACACGGGUCAACACUCGCAUCAAGCUGCCACAGUUUAUGGCAACAAACUGUCCAGCAUGGUGAAUAAGACGUAG
Molecule: messenger RNA, 477 nt
Organism: Rhipicephalus microplus (southern cattle tick)
Lineage: Eukaryota; Metazoa; Arthropoda; Arachnida; Ixodida; Ixodidae
Product: zinc transporter 7-like
Source: RefSeq, a predicted model, not a curated record